AUGCUCGGCAGGACCAUACUUCCAGGCGAUGAAGAGCUGGGGAAGAAGGAUGACGACCACAGGCCUGGAGCACCGGGAAGGAGAUUCUCCUGGGCUUUCUUGAAGACGCCACUGAGGUUCCGGCGGCGGCGGAUAGUAUUAGCCGUGGUAGGCCUGUACCUGGUUUAUCUGUUCAUCCACAACAUACCGGAUCUGGGGGAGUUUCAUGGGCGGAACAGACCGUUUGGAGGGCAGUAUGCGCCCGUAACCAAUGCGGGAGACAACCCAGCAGACGACGUGGAACCAAAAGGCCCACCUCCUGGCACGAGGCUUCCUAAGGACGGCAGUCCGCCGCCGCAUUCCUACAAUGGACAGGUCCGCUUCUACAGGCUCGCAGAGUCGCUUCACGCUUCAUCACAUACCCAAGGAUACCGCGCCACGAAUCGGAAUGUGCUGUUCGCCAUUUCAAACCUCAAAAGCGCCACUGUUCUUCUUCCCAUGAUCUGCGAAAUGUCGAAAUGGGGUAGGAACUGGGUCCACGCUGCUAUCAUGGGUCGCGAGGACAUACCGUUAGACAGUUUGCUUGCAAUCAACGGGAUCGAUAAAGAAAAGUGUCCCGCAAUCUGGCAUGACGCACGACCAGACUUCACCGAAUACAGCUCAGAAGCACGAGCUGAAGGAAGUGUCGCAGGAGCCAUGUCGCAUAUUCACAACCUCCUCCAUCCACAGGCCAUAAUCAUCGACGAUUCGCUCUCGGAGGAUGCCUUCUUUGUCAGGGCAAUGCGAUCGAAGUCCAAGCUCUUCAAUAUUCCUAUUAUUGAAGUGCCGAAAGACCGACUAGAAAACUUUAUGUGGAUCACGAGGCUAGACGCUGGGUCGCUGAAAAGCUGGCACUACCCUACCGUGGAUAUCCUGAUUCAAGCGCCGUAUGGGUCUUCGGGUGGUGUCAUGCAGCUGCUCAAGUCCAUCGUGAGGGCCGACUAUCACGGCCUGAAGCCGCCCCGCCUAACCAUUGAGCUCCCCGCCGAUGUUGAUGGCCCCAUGAAGCAGUAUUUAGAGAACUUCGUUUGGCCUCCUGUGAGUGCCGAUAAUCCUCUUGCAACAAGUCAAAUGACCCUCCGACGUCGGAUCACUACCCAGAGGGCAACGCAGGAAGACAGCUCUACCAGAUUCCUGGAAUUAUUUUAUCCCACAAGCACCACUAAUUCGCACGUUUUACUGCUCUCACCCCAAGCAGAACUGUCACCUUUAUACUACCAUUAUCUAAAAUACACUCUCCUCGAGUACAAGUACUCUUCGUAUGGCGAAAUGGAUAGCGAAAACAUGAUGGGUAUUAGCCUUGAGCUACCCGCCACACGCUUAGAUGGAAAGACAGCAUUAAAGCCUCCGAGGCCUAGCGAUAUGAACACUGCGAGAUAUACACAGCAGUUUCCUAAUGCCCCAAGCGUGCCAUUCCUCUGGCAAGCCCCGAAUAGCCAUGCAGCACUUUUCUUCGCCGACAAAUGGGCGGAGUUACACUCUUUUCUUAGCAACCGUGUUGCGAUGCAGCAUCAAGCGCCUAAGACAGCAGCGAGGCCAAAGCUGGUCUCAGAAACCCUUCCUGCGUGGACUGAAUACAUGCUGGAAUUCAUGCGGUCUCGCGGCUACUCACUUUAUUAUCCUGCAACAAUCGCCUCGGAGUCCAUCGCUACCGUGCACAGCGAGCUAUAUCAUCCCCCUGAAGAGUUUACCCCUCCCUCGCCGACGGAAUCGGAUCAGGGGUCGGAAUCACCACCGAACCUCCCGGACGAGCCGUUCCUCACGGCAGAGAAACCGCCGCCUCCCCCAUACAAUACGGAAGCCCCUGUCAUCCCACACUCUCGGCCGCUACAUCUUGCACUCCCAUUCGAUGGCGAUCUUCCAGAGAUCCCUCAUCUCCCGUACCUACUCUACGAUGGUGAACUAAUUAAUCCUGACAAUUCAUCAAGCAUGGCUCUCGCCUACGCGAACAAAUUCCGAGAAACCGUCGGAGGAUGUACGAUCCCAGCAGGCAAGCACCGGAAGGCAGAGAGGGGAAGCGCGAAAGACUUGUUCUGCUUUGGCGACGAGGAUGAGGAUGAUUGGGAGGAUGAUGCUAAAGAUCAGGUUGAUGAGGCGGGCUGGGAUCCGUUUGGUUUGGCAGCGGAGAAGAAAAAGUUGGAGAAGGAAGAGGGUAGGGUUAUGAGUGAAGUGCUCUCGUCUACGCCCACGUCUACAUCGAAGGGAAUUGAUGCUAAGACUAUGGUGACGGCUCCGGCUGUGCCGAAAGAGUGA
Messenger RNA from Lindgomyces ingoldianus, 2271 nucleotides. RefSeq lists its product as uncharacterized. NCBI's taxonomy places the organism in Eukaryota, Fungi, Ascomycota, Dothideomycetes, Pleosporales, Lindgomycetaceae. Bases 1 to 2271 code for a protein of 756 amino acids. The transcript has a single exon. The record is from RefSeq and is a predicted model, not a curated record.